AGUUCUUUUUGAUCAGGUCCCUUCCCCCUGUACCCCCUCCGAUCUAGUAAACGGUUCGAGUGGUCUCUGCUGUCCAGAUACCUACAUCCAAAUCCCAAAAUUCAGACCGUAUGUGGAAUGCGCACAUGUUUUUCAGCAAUUGCAUCUACGGGCUUGCCUGGACUGAAUGCGGGAGUUUUCAGGUGACAAUUUGUACGCCAGGGCUAGGAACCCUAAUCUCGGACAUCCACGUCUUAGUUUUUCGACCAGAAGGAGAUAACUACCAAGCAGUUGCGGAGGCAUAUUUCGCCGGUGCAAUUUCUAGCCUAGUAGCUGGAGUCUGGAGACACUGGAUGAGGGCGAGAUGAAACAACCGAUUUGAGUGAAUCCGUGUGAUAC
Messenger RNA from Suillus paluster, 378 nucleotides. RefSeq lists its product as uncharacterized. Bases 111 to 347 code for a protein of 78 amino acids. Lineage: Eukaryota; Fungi; Basidiomycota; Agaricomycetes; Boletales; Suillaceae. The transcript has 2 exons. The record is from RefSeq and is a predicted model, not a curated record.